AGUUAGCAGCAAAUAAUUGAAAAGGACGAGGGUCAAAGCGAGACGUUAAGUUAGUUUACAAGACGACGUCAACAUGUUGAAAGAGAUGGUAAAGGAGCGACUAAUGGCGGCAGCUGAGGAGAUAUUUUCGCAGUUUGAAAGAACGAUAGUGUCGUACGAGGAGGAACUUUACAGAACAAGAGAGGAGAACGAUCGACUUCGACAACAACUACAAGAUGUUUACAAGAAUCACACUGAUGUCCAGCAGACUAGUCACCCUCAGUUGCAUGGGGGGAGCUCCACUUUGAAGCAGGAGGCCCCCCAUUGUAAAGAGGAAGAGGAGGAACUCUGGACCACUCAGGAGAGAGAGUGUCUUCUAGGGCUGGAGGAGGUUGACCUCACUAAGUUCCCACCGACCGGUGUCUCUGUGAAGUCCGAGAACCGUAAAGGCAGAGCACCUAAGUCCUCACGGCUUCAUCACAGCCCAAGUAAGGAGAACAGAGGGGCGGAGCCUCCAAGCAGCAACUUACGACAUCACAUGACAACAGAAGCUGAUGGAAACGGCUGUGGAGGAUCACAAGCAGACAAUCUGAUUGCACCACUAUCAGACAGUGACGACACUGAAGAAAGGGACGACACCCAAGGACCUAUGAGCAGUGAUACAGACUGUGAAGGUGAUAUCAGGACUCACACUGACCAAAAGAAGACCGGUGAUAAAAGUUUGACCUGCACAGUUUGUGCUAAAACAUUUACUCAAAAGUGCAAUUUGACUCAGCACAUGCGAACACACACAGGAGAAAAACCCUUUAUUUGUUCAGUUUGUGGUCAAAGAUUCUCUACGAAAGGAGCGAUGAUACUGCACAUGAGAAGGCACACGGGAGAAAAACCUUUCUGUUGCUCCGUUUGUGGCGAGCGCUUCUCUCGAAAGGGGAAUGUGGUGACACACAUGAGAACGCACACAGGAGAAAAACCCUUUUGGUGUUCAGUUUGUGAUAAAAGAUUCGCUCAAGACGCAACAUUUCGAUCACACAUGAGAACGCACACGGGAGAAAAACCCUUUAGUUGUUUAGUUUGUGAUAAAGCCUUCGCUCGGAAGCUAACAAUGGUAUCACACAUGAGGACACACACUGGGGAAAAACCUUUUAGUUGUUCAGUUUGUGGUAAAAGAUUCUCUCAAAAGUCAAAAAUGGUAUUACACGUGAGAACACACACGUGAGAAAAACCCUUUAGUUGUUCAGUUUGUGGUAAAAGAUUCUCUCGAAAGGUUAACAAUAUAACACACGAGAACAUACACCGGAGAAAAAGCUUGUCAAGAAGGGUUGGCUCACGUUUUAACCAAAGAAACGUUCAGUGUUCUUUCUUAAAAAGACAAUACACAAAGUCAAAAACCGGAGAACGCUAGCUCCAUCAAAAUAAUGUACUACAAGCUGACCAGUGACAGCCUUUAAUGUCUGCAUCACUGCAAUGCAAGGUACGAUUUUUUUUGGAGGUUUCACGUCAAGCUGAGCUAAGGUUCAAAGGGGGUAGCGAGCCCAGGCAGGAGCAUAACCCAGGCUUUAGUCCUGGAGCAAAAUGGCAUUCUGUAAAAGCAAACGAAUCGGUAUUAAAAAGUGAAAGUUUUUUUUUACGAUUUUGUGUAGCCUUGUAGUCCGAACUUUGAUCCAGAUAUGACAAUAGUAACGGUAAACAGUAAAGUUAUGUACUUUACCAAAAAGCUAUACUUUGGUCUAUCUGUCCCAAUGACAUUCUCACAGAUUUACACAUUAUUAUUAUUAUUAUUAUUAAAUAAAAAUAAACCACAUUAUUUACACUGGUUAUAUAUUUACAUAUAAUUUGAAAAUUAUAAGCAAUGAAAGGAUUGUGUGUAUUGAUUUUUCUUUUGGAGUGGAUAUUUUUUGCUGCCUGGGUCGGACACACCCACAGCCCGAUACUAAACCGCACCCCAGUGGUUAGGGACCCCUCGUGCAGCCAUACUCUGAAGCAAAUAAGACUUUCUAGUAAGCUUUGAACUGUCAGAAGUCGCUUUUGUUUAGUUUGUUUUGCACACAUUCUUUGUAAUAUAAAACAGAUUAUGACCUGUUCGCAGCUCACUUCUGUCUUUCCUUAUGUCUUCCUCACGUGGAGCAUAUUUCAUCAGUACCGCCGCAAGGUGGCAGCCGCGUAACGUCAAGGAUGCAUAAUCGGGGUGAAGCACGAAAUUCUGGUCCUCCAUAAUUAAGACUCCUGAAGCCCCAUACAUUUUGUCCACAAGAUGGCGCACUUACACUUAAGACCAUCUUAAAGCCGCUUAUGCAAAUGUCUACGUGUUGUUGCAAGUAUUUCAUUCUUGAAUAAAUGUGACAGGUUAAUCACGAUAAUCAUGACCAUCUCAUUUUUUGUGUUGAAGGCCACAUCAAUUUUGCAUAUCAAUCCUGUCCUUGUAUUAGUUCAGGCUAUUAAAAUAAAUUAGAAUAUUGCGCAAAGGUUAUUUGAUUUCAGGAGUUCAAUACAGAGUAGGAGCAAUUAAAGGCUUGGGAAGCUUUAACAGUUCAUUUGCGGAUUAGAGCGCGAACCAGUAGUUUAUAAUAAUUAACAUUUUGGCCUUUUUUUAUUAGUCGUAAGAAGUACACAUUUGAAAUAUUAAUAGUGUAUAUAAGAGUUUCAUUUUUUUUAACUGGGCUGCAGUACUGAAAAAUUCAAAUUUAUUGAAAUGCACCUGUAUAUCCAGUCCGCCUCUCGCCCAAAGUCAGCUGGGAUAAUCUCCAGCAUACCCCCGCGACCCUAAUAACAAUAAGCGGCAUAGAAAGAUAUAUAGAUAUAUAUAUAGAUGUAUAUAGAUAUAUAGAUAAAUAGAUGGAGGGAGGGAUGCACCUGUAUAUAUGUGUGUGUUUUUAUUUUUAAAAAAUAACGUUUUUUUAAAAAGAAAAAACAUACAUCAAGUAUGAAAGUGGCCCCCUGCAUCCUUUGAUUUUUCAUUGUGUGCCCCUUGGUGGACACCUUGGACACCUUUCUAUCAGGCACAGUCAUGUGAAGAAAUCUGUCAGCAGUGCUGAUCAAAUGCACAUUACAGUGCAGUGCGCACCAGUAAACAGACAAUGGAAGAGUCAAUAACACAUUUAUUGACCCAGACUGGUUUGGUGUGUGUAUCUUUGGAGGUGCUCCAUCGUCAUGUGACGUUUUGGCCACUUCAAUCGUAAACAAUUUGAUACACAUAGAGGGAAAAAUCUUAUGAAUCACAUAUUGAAAUAACAAUGGAUGAUUAAAAUUUGAUUAAAUAUGAGUUUGUGACGUUUUCAUAAUAUUUUUGUUUUGCGGAACAACAGUAGAAACUGAAAAAAAAAACCCCAACCAAAUCUGCAUUCAAUAUGUCUAACUUUAUAGCAGUUUUUCUGUUGCAUGUUUCCCCCUGCAGCUGUGUGGUGACGGCAACUGUUGAAGCGGGAGGCUUCUACGCAAAUGUGCUCUGCAGGUUGGCCCUCCAUUGGUUGAAACCACAGUCAGAUUCUCCUGCGAAAUUAUCUGAUUGGAAAUCAGGGAGGGGAGAAAAGAAAGAGCAACAAGUGCGAUGCUUCGACGCUGGUUUGCAUUUGGGACUUGAAGGAAAGGAUUUUUUUUGCGACUUGCACUGUAAAGAAAAGGGACAAGGAGUUCAUAGUUUUUCUUUCAAACUUGCUGCGUUUACGGUGUUCUCAACGCCUCAUGGCUUGGAGGUUCAUGUCAGGAGGUCCCACAGUGGAACGAGACCUUUUGGCUGCAACAUCUGCAGAAAAACCUUUGGCCAUGCCGUCAGUCUAGAGCAACAUAUGAACGUCCACUCUCAGGAGAAAAGUUUUGAGUGCAAGAUGUGUGGGAAGUCCUUUAAGCGCUCCUCCACGCUCUCCACGCACCUCCUCAUCCAUUCCGACACGAGGCCUUACCCCUGUCAGUUCUGCGGCAAGAGGUUUCACCAGAAGUCUGACAUGAAGAAACACACGUACAUUCACACCGGUGAGAAACCCCACAAGUGCCAAGUGUGUGGCAAAGCGUUCAGUCAGAGCUCCAACCUGAUCACCCACAGUAGGAAACACACAGGCUUCAAGCCAUUUGGAUGUGACAUUUGCUCCAAAGGGUUCCAGCGCAAGGUAGACCUUCGCAGGCACCACGAGAGCCAGCACGGCAUGAAGUGAGGCGUCGACAAAUGACACACGUGUCCGCUUUAUUUUAUUUUGAAUAAUAACAUUGAGAAAGUUUCUGAUGUACUUUUUGAAACAUGCACAGUAAAUGAAAAUGUAUUGAGUUAAUAUAUUGGAAGUUACCUGCUUUCAAGUGUUUACAAAUGUGAGGGUACUACUGUCUUUUUGGCUUUUUGUUGUCCAGGAAUCAUACCCAUAUAUGACUUCUUUGCCAUUGUAUUUAAAAUAUGUGUGGAUGUAACAUGAUGGAUGGUCUUUAUGAGUUAUUACAUGCUGUUUAUGAAAAUAAAGA
Dunckerocampus dactyliophorus (ringed pipefish) is the source of this 4422-nucleotide messenger RNA. RefSeq names its product growth factor independent 1B transcription repressor (gene gfi1b). Gene Ontology annotation, molecular function: RNA polymerase II cis-regulatory region sequence-specific DNA binding; DNA-binding transcription factor activity, RNA polymerase II-specific. Lineage: Eukaryota; Metazoa; Chordata; Actinopteri; Syngnathiformes; Syngnathidae. Gene Ontology annotation, biological process: regulation of transcription by RNA polymerase II. The transcript has 5 exons. The record is from RefSeq and is a predicted model, not a curated record. The coding region runs from base 3324 to 4124 and encodes 266 amino acids. Gene Ontology annotation, cellular component: transcription regulator complex; PcG protein complex; nucleus.